AUGCCCCGCGUCCCCACCAUCAAAGAAGUCCUCCCGGGCGCAAACGUGAACAUAAUCCUGAAAGCUGACCAGCCGACCGGCCGCACCGUCUCCGGGACCAUUGCCGACGUGCUGACCCGGGGCAAUCACCCGCGGGGCAUCAAGGUGCGGCUCACGGAUGGGCGGGUGGGGAGGGUGCAGUCCAUGAGCUCGGGCAUAGGGGGUCAGUCAGCAGACCCUGCUUCAGCUACUGAAUUUGCUUCCACGGCUGGGUUCUCCUGGGGAAGAGCUUCCCGGGAUAGGCGGACGGAGGCAGACGAGCCACCGCGGAAUAUUGGGCUGGAUGCUUAUAUCACAACGCCUUCGCGGCAGAAACGACGGAGUGGGAGGGGGGAGGGUGCUGGAGUUGGGGGGCUGGAUGGUGAUGCGGUUGCGGUUGCGGCGGCGGCGGCGGCGGCGGCACCGGUGGUGACUUGUCCGGUUUGUGGGGGUUUCGAGGGGGAUGAGGCGGCUGUUGCGUAUCAUGUUGCUUCGCAUUUUGCGGAUUGA
Messenger RNA from Aspergillus uvarum CBS 121591, 528 nucleotides. Its product is annotated as YwbE family protein. Bases 1 to 528 code for a protein of 175 amino acids. The transcript has a single exon. Lineage: Eukaryota; Fungi; Ascomycota; Eurotiomycetes; Eurotiales; Aspergillaceae. The record is from RefSeq and is a predicted model, not a curated record.